AGAUAUGAUGACAACUACGGUCGAACGCGACAUCACGCUCAUGACAAAUAUGACGACAGUGACUACAGGUUCGGAUAUGACAAAUACCGUCGGCAGCGCGAGAACAAAUAUGACGACUACUACGGAAGUGAUCGAUAUGAUGACACAUACAACAACUACGGCUAUAAUACUUAUGGUGAUCAGAGUAGUUAUUCAAACAAUUACGACGAUAAUUACGGUUACAGUCAGCACAAUGACUAUGACAACUACAACGACCAAUAUGGCAGACGGGACAAUUAUGAUGUAUACGGAAGUGACAAUUACGGUUCCUAUGCUCAGAGUGGUUACGAUGAUACAUACGGCAACAAUUAUAGCUCUUAUUAGAUGUCAUACAUUAUCUGAUUAUAGUAUCUUAAUAUCCCGCACUCUUAUUACUGCACCUGGUUCCAUAAAUAAUGGUAACAUCCGUCAGUCAGUUCCAUUGUGUCAAUCUCAUUUUGCUGAAGGAGCUGAAGGUGGAAAAAUUGAAACCUGUUUUGGGAUAGACCAUCAUUUUAGUGAUACUGCGCACUGA
Echinostoma caproni is the source of this 553-nucleotide messenger RNA. The record is from the annotation of a GenBank genome assembly. NCBI's taxonomy places the organism in Eukaryota, Metazoa, Platyhelminthes, Trematoda, Plagiorchiida, Echinostomatidae.